This is a messenger RNA of Octopus sinensis (East Asian common octopus), 1800 nucleotides long. Its product is annotated as deoxynucleoside triphosphate triphosphohydrolase SAMHD1-like. The coding region runs from base 199 to 1554 and encodes 451 amino acids. Gene Ontology annotation, cellular component: nucleus. Lineage: Eukaryota; Metazoa; Mollusca; Cephalopoda; Octopoda; Octopodidae. Gene Ontology annotation, molecular function: dGTPase activity. The transcript has a single exon. The record is from RefSeq and is a predicted model, not a curated record. Gene Ontology annotation, biological process: dGTP catabolic process; regulation of innate immune response; defense response to virus.
UUUCAUUGUAUGUAAUUUAAUUAAUGUAUAAACUAAUGUUAAUUAAUUAAUUUUUAAUCUCUAAAACAAUUUAAUUAACUCUAAUUAAUCUAUAUUUUACUAUGAAGCAGUGUGAACCGACUAAUUACAAGGUGGUUGUUUUAUAAUCGUUUCACUAAUUAACCUCAACACCGUUGAUUUAAAGGGCCGUUUCUAGUGAUGGGUGUCUACGUCGUCCUCCACGAUCCGAUCCAUGGUUCUGUUGAAUUGCAUCCAGUUUGUGUUACAAUCAUCGACACUGUCCAAUUCCAGAGACUUCGUAACAUCAAACAGUUGGGGUUGUGUUACUAUGUCUUUCCCGGGGCCUCGCACAACCGCUUCGAGCACAGCAUUGGAACCUGUCACCUCGCUGGCGAAUUCAUUCGGCACCUGAGAAGACACCAACCCGAACUCGACAUCUCCGACAAAGACCUGUUGUGUGUGGAAAUCGCUGGUCUGUGCCAUGACUUGGGACACGGACCAUUUUCUCAUUUCUUCGACAAUCUAUUCAUUCCCGAAAUCGAACCUGGAUCUCAGUGGAAACACGAAAUCGCCUCCGUCGAAAUGUUCCAACACAUCUUGGAUGAAAACGAAACGGUUAGAAACGGUUUCCGCAAAGCAGGUUUGGAUGGCAAAGAUGUGAAUUUUAUAAAGAAUUUAAUAAAUCCCAUCAAGGAAUUGGUUGCCGAUGAAGAGCAAACAGGUCGAGGUGUUGAUAAAACAUAUCUUUACAACAUCGUUGCCAACAAAGAGAAUGGCGUGGACGUUGAUAAAUGGGAUUAUUUCGCGAGAGACUGUCAUCAUCUUGGCUUAACAAACCAAAUUGAUCACAAAAGGAUCAUUAAAUUCGCCCGGGUCCUCACAGUGGACGGCAAAAGGACGGAAAUAUGUUUCAGAGAUAAAACUGCACUGAAUUUCUACCACAUGUUCCGUUCCAGAUUCGAACUUCAUUGUCUUGCCUAUAAACACAAAGCUGUUGCUGCCAUGAAUGAAAUGCUGAAAGAUGCUUUCGUCCAGGCAGACAGCUUCAUCGGGCGGCAGGGGAAAUAUUCCUUACUUUCUCUCUCGAAAGCCAAACACGACAUGACAGCCUUCGCCCAGCUGACGGACGGAGUUUUUGACGAAAUCCUGUAUUCCAACCAAACAAAUUUACAAACGGCGAAAGAGAUUUUAACCCGAAUACACGAAAGAAAACUUUAUAAGUUCGUUGGUGAGAAAUCUUUCAACUGUGAAGUUGAUUGUAAAAAGAUUCUGCAUGAAAUCGUUCCAGAUGACCCAGAACUUGUCGACCAGUUGGUCAUUUAUAAAUUCAAGCUGGAUUAUGCGAGUGGAGACGACGACCCGGUCCACAAGAUACACUUUUAUUCCAAACACUCCAUCAACCAAGUCCUGCCUCGGGUCCAGCUUCCUUAUUCUUCUCUCAUUCCAAAAGCAUUUUCAGAAAGACUUAUUUAUAUAUUUUGCAAAAAUGACGAUUUUCUCGAAAAAGCUAAAUAUCUUUUUAAUUCCUGGUUUGGGAAAACCUGCUCAGUUUAAUUAAUAACUUUUAUGUCAUCUGUUUGAGUUUGGCAGAUUAUUUUAAAUUAUUUUGUUUGAUUAAUUUAUAUUUAAUUUUAAUUAUGUUUUUGUUUCAAAGGUUGAAAAGUUUCUAAAUAUUCUGUGACAAAGUAAAUUCCUUGCCCAGCUCCCCUUCCGUCUGCACACACACAUAUUUCAAAUAUCUUGAAUAACAUUUUGUCUUAUUUUAGAUAUGAAUAAAAAUCUAAUUUAUUUUCACAAACA